AUGUGUGUAGUGAGAAGAAGAGAAGCGACGUUUGGAAAUAGCGCUUAUAAUGCCUGCACCUCAAAUUUGGAAAUUUUUAUAUUGGAAGCGGAUCACACACCACUAGAUCACCAAUUGUUGCCAGAGUCUUCCAGGCUCAUUUCCAUGGAAGAUUACAUGCGAACAACACUAUUUCUUCCCUCAGCAGUUUUUUUUAGUGAUCACCAUCUAGUUCAUCUCAUCUCUACUUGUCCUAUUCUCACGUUCUUCGCUUUUUGUUGUUUUGAUUUCUUGGAGUUGGAGCUGUUCUUUUAG
Necator americanus (New World hookworm) is the source of this 294-nucleotide messenger RNA. RefSeq lists its product as uncharacterized. The record is from RefSeq and is a predicted model, not a curated record. The transcript has 3 exons. The coding region runs from base 1 to 294 and encodes 97 amino acids. NCBI's taxonomy places the organism in Eukaryota, Metazoa, Nematoda, Chromadorea, Rhabditida, Ancylostomatidae.